Prunus armeniaca (apricot) is the source of this 276-nucleotide messenger RNA. The record is from the annotation of a GenBank genome assembly. NCBI's taxonomy places the organism in Eukaryota, Viridiplantae, Streptophyta, Magnoliopsida, Rosales, Rosaceae.
AUGACGGUGGUGGUGAUGGGAAUGGCGGUGCCAAUGGUGGUUUGUGGGGGAGGUAGUGGUGGUGGUGGUGAAGGUGGUUGUUGUGGCGGUGGUAGUGGUAGUGAUGGUGAUGAUGCUAGCAGUGGUUGUGGUGGUGGUGUCGGUGGGGCUAAUAGUGGGGGUGGUAAUGGUGGUGGCGAUGGGGGUAAGGUUGGUGGUGGUGGUGGCAGUGAUGAUGAUGGUGCUGGUGGUAGUGGUGGCAACGGUGGGGGUGAUGCUGGGGGCGGCGGUGAAUGA